UCCCAAGUCAUGGUGGUGGGGAAUUGAUUCUGAAUAAUCAAGUAGCUCGGUCAUUACUCUCUGCCGUAUAAAACGGAAACACCAAGACUUGCUAGAUCCAGUUGUACUUGCGGCUAAGUGGCUUCAUUUUGCCCUUUGAACCUUGAGCUGUUUCUUCUGGUUUGAUCCUCUUCCCCUGCCUCAUUAGAGGUACGUACUUCUAUUCUUAAUUUAGAGGGUACUGAUUUUAUUUAUAUUUUUUUAUCUUUAGCAAAUUGCUUCACUCCUUCAUCUAGAUCUGAUCCUAAGUUUUUGUGGUAAGUUUAAAGUUGAACCCUUGUAAGCGCCCCAAAACGAAAGUUGGGGCUUGACUCGAUUAGUUCUGUUGCUAUUGCUCACUAGUGAGAAUUGUGGUUUGUUUUACAUGGGAAGGACGCUGCAUAUAUGGCAAACGUCGACCAAGAAACUGCUCCAUUAAUUGGAAACAACCACCAACCCCAGGAUUUGGUAAUUGAAAUCCCUGUAGAAGUCUUAGAGCUUGCGCCUGAGUGUUGUAUUUACAAGGUCCCUAGUCGUUUUCGUGAAGCAAACCAAAAAGCCUACACUCCUCAGUUGAUUUCAAUAGGGCCUCUUCAUCAUGGUAACGAAAAUUUGGCUACAAUGGAACGGCAAAAGCUGAGAUAUUACAAGAAAUUUUCAGAAAGGACUUCCGAGAAGAAAUUGAAAGAGUUUGCGAGCUACAUUGAAAAUCAUGCAGAAGGUAUAUGUAGGUGUUAUGAAAUCCAAUUUAUCCUUUUGUUGGAGGCUCCCAAGUUUAAGAAGAUAAUAUUAGAUGAUGCAGUUUUUAUCAUUGAGCUCUUCUUGAGGGAAAGUGAAAAAAACUCUGACGAUUACUUCUUACGUCGCAAAGCAUUGUUAAGAGUCGAACUUCCAACGGAUUUGAUGUUACUUGAAAAUCAGCUCCCGUUCUUUGUCCUUGAAGAACUGUAUAACCUAGCAUUUCCUAACUCUGAUAUCUCUUUUCUCGAACUUGCUUGUUGGUACUUCGGUAUCCAUAUCGAUCGAUCACUGAGAAACAAAGGGAUUAAACACUUUACGCAUUUAAUUAGAUACCAAGUAGUGAGUAAUAGCCUGCGGAGCAUUGAUCGGUCGAGAGUCCACAAUAUCUACAAUGCAUCGAUGUUGCAUGAGGCUGGUGUGAAGUUUCUUGGUGUUAAAAGUGGUAUAUUUAAGAUUGGUAAGAGUGCAAUUAAUAAUACUAUAAACAGCUUGCUUGACGUAGACUUUGAGAAGGGAGUGCUAAAACUCCCAGUUAUUGAUGUGGCGUUCGAAACUGAGACUCGUUUUAGAAAUCUGAUGGCCUUCGAACAAUGUCACUAUCCACAUAAAGCUCACUUUUGUAGUUAUAUUCAGUUAUUAGACUCUCUUAUUGACACUUGUGAAGAUGUAGAUUUACUGGUAAGGAAAAGAAUUAUUGUCAAUAGAUUGGGUAGCGGUGCAGCUGUGGCAGAUAUGAUUAACAAUCUUGCAGUGGGAAUUGUACAUUCAAGUAUGCUCUAUGGCAAAAUCGGACAUGAUCUAAACCAGUACAAUGAUAAUUCUUGGAAUCAUAGAUGGGCAGCCUUGAAGCAUGUCUAUUUCAACAAUCUUUGGAGAGGAACUGCGACUAUUGCUGCUUUUAUUGUGGUGGUACUCACUCUUAUACAAACUGUAUUGGCAAUCUUGGAACGAGUAAAGCCCACAAAAGAAGUUGCAUAUAUGGCAGCAAACACCGACCAAGAAAUUGCGCCAGUAAAUGAAAACGACGACCAACCCGAAGAUUCAGCAAUUGACAUCCCUGAAGAAGACUUAGAGCCUGGGCCUGAGUGUUGUAUUUACAAGGUUCCCAGACGUUUUCGUGCAGGAAACGAAGAAGCCUACACUCCUCACUUGAUUUCAAUUGGGCCUACUCAUCACGGUGACCGAAAUUUGGCUCCAAUGGAGUCUCAAAAGAAGAGAUAUUACGAUAAAUUUGUGCGAAAGACUUCGGAGAAAACAUUGAAAGAUUUCAAGGGCUCUAUUGAACUGAAUGUAAAACGUAUAGACAGGUGUUACGACGUCCAAUCUAUCUAUAUGUUGGAGGCUUCCCAGCUUAUUGAGAUAAUAUUCCAUGAUGCAGUUUUUAUCAUUACGCUCUUCUUGAGGGAUUGGGCGAGGAAACAAGAAUUCCCCGACGGGGACUACAACCGUGUUGAGGAGGAGGAUGACUACCACGACUUAAACCAAAGUGCAUUGGUAAGAGUUAAACUUCUAACGGAUCUGCUGUUACUUGAAAAUCAACUUCCGUUCUUCGUCCUUGAAGAUCUAUAUAAGUCAGUUUUUCUUUCCUUCGAUGAAUACUCUUCUCUUGAUCUUGCUAAGCUAGCCUCCAAUGAAUACUGUUUUCUUGAUCUUGCUUGCUCGUACUUCGGUAUCAAAAAAGAUCCAUCAUUCGAGAAAAAAAAGAUUAAACAUUUUACGGAUUUAAUUAGAUAUCAAGUGCUAAGGGAUUGUCCAACGUUGGACAAUGAUAUACCAAUAGGAAACUACAACAUAUACAGCGCAACGAAAUUACGUGAGGCUGGUGUUAGGUUUAAAUGUACUACAGUUAAAGAUGAUUUUCGUGUUAUAUUUAAUGGCGUUUCAUAUAAUUGUAAUAAGAUUGGUGAUUUUGACCUUGAAGGUUCUGGGAUGAUCAAUAAGGUUAUGGAUGAUGUGCUCGGAUCCACUAAGUACAGCUUGCUUGAGGUAGAAUUUAAGAAGGGAGUGCUAAAAUUGUUAGCUAUUGAUGUGGAGUACGAGACUGAGAUUCGUUUUAGAAACUUGAUGGCUUUUGAACAAUAUCACUAUCCAAAAAAAGCUUAUUUUUGUAGUUAUAUUAAACUAUUGGACUCUCUUGUUGAUACUAGUGAAGAUGUAGAUUUAUUGGUAAAAGAAGGGAUCAUUGUCAAUAGAUUGGGUAGCAGUGAAGCUGUGGCAAAAAUGAUUAACAAGCUUGCGGUGGGAGUUGUACAUUCAACUUUGCUCUAUGGUGAAAUCGGUACGGAACUAAACGGACAUUAUAAAAAUUCUUGGAACCGUACAAUGGCAACCUUAAAGUAUGUCUAUUUUAACGAUCUUUGGAGAGGAACUGGGACUAUUGCUGCUUUCAGCGUGGUGAUACUCACUCUCAUACAAACCGUAUUGGCAAUCUUAGAAAAAGCAGCACCCACAAAAUAAAUACUCCCUACUUUGAAAGCAGUCUUCAAUUCAAUGAAAGAUAAAGCUAAUCUUUUUACGAGUGUGUUUUGCUCUUUUAAGUUUAUUUGCCUUUCCACUUUGAGUGAAAUGGGAGUUUGCUGCUCUUAUCAUGUACUGCUACUAUCAAUGGAUAAUUGUCUGCUUAAUUAUUUCAUUUUAUCAUAUCUUUA
Molecule: messenger RNA, 3407 nt
Organism: Theobroma umbraticum
Lineage: Eukaryota; Viridiplantae; Streptophyta; Magnoliopsida; Malvales; Malvaceae
Source: RefSeq, a predicted model, not a curated record